AUGUCUCAUGAACAAAACCAAGAAAAUGAUGCUCUCUUAUGGGAAACUCAAUCAUGGGUAAACUUGUCCAAUGAUACUUCCGACAAUUCCGGUGGCGAUAAGGGCAUUUUCCCGCCGGAGUUGAAGGAGGAGAAUGAGAAGAAACGAAGCCGAGGCCGGGUUUCGGCGACAAAGAAAGGGAAGGGAGUAAAUGGAGGGAAGAAGGAAGGAGAGACAUCGGAUCAUGAGAUACAUAUAUGGACUGAAAGAGAAAGAAGGAAAAAAAUGAGAAAUAUGUUUUCUAACCUUCAUGCUUUGCUCCCUCAACUUCCUCCUAAGGCAGACAAAUCAACCAUAGUUGACGAAGCAGUAAACUACAUAAAAACCCUACAAUCAGCCCUGCAAAGGCUUCAAAAACAAAAGCUAGAAAGGCUCCAACUCCAUGGAAACAAUUCCUUCCUAUUCGAGCCAUCCAUUGCUGCCACCUCGAGAUUAGCUUUACUUUCUUCAAGGGAAACAUUCAUGGCGGAUCAAGUUGCCAACAAUCAUAACAAUUGUGGAGGAUCAAGUAGUAGUUUUUGUGCUUCAGCUUGUCACCUUCCAGUAGCCAUGCAAACAUGGACAUCUUCGAAUGUGGUGCUUAAUCUUUGUGGAAAUGAUGCACAGUUUUCAGUUUAUGCACCCAAAAGGGAUGGUCUGUUUACAGCUAUCUGUGGUGUUCUUGACAAGUAUAAAAUGGAGGUCAUUUCUGUUCAUGUUUCUUCCGUUGUGGAUCGCUAUGUUUACAUGAUUCAUGCUCGUCUUGCAAAUGGGGCUUCUGAUCAAUUUCCAGAAAUGAUUACUGUAGAAGAGGUCUCCAAGCAAGCAGCUGGAGAGAUGAUAUUAUGGGUCCUAUCUUAA
Messenger RNA from Amaranthus tricolor (Joseph's coat), 879 nucleotides. Its product is annotated as transcription factor bHLH95-like. Gene Ontology annotation, molecular function: protein dimerization activity; DNA-binding transcription factor activity. Bases 1 to 879 code for a protein of 292 amino acids. Lineage: Eukaryota; Viridiplantae; Streptophyta; Magnoliopsida; Caryophyllales; Amaranthaceae. The transcript is spliced from 3 exons. The record is from RefSeq and is a predicted model, not a curated record. Gene Ontology annotation, biological process: endosperm development; regulation of DNA-templated transcription.